This is a messenger RNA of Pimephales promelas (fathead minnow), 892 nucleotides long. Lineage: Eukaryota; Metazoa; Chordata; Actinopteri; Cypriniformes; Leuciscidae. The record is from RefSeq and is a predicted model, not a curated record.
AUCCUGAAGAUUAUCAGCCACCAAUAUGGAAAUCCUACUUGUACCAAUUACAACAAGAAGCGUCAAGACCAAAGAGGAUCACAUGUCCUCUGGAGAUGGAAAGCAGACCCAAAUACUAUGGUAGAGAGUUCCAUGGUCUGAUUUCCAGAGAGCGUGCAGAUGAACUGCUGGCGGGGACAGAAGGUGCUUAUCUCAUCAGAGAGAGCCAGAGACAACCAGGAACUUAUACACUUGCUUUGAGAUUUGGUGGCCAGACUCUGAAUUACCGACUGUUUUAUGAUGGAAAGCACUUUGUGGGAGAAAAACGUUUCGAGUCGGUUCAUGAUCUGGUUACAGACGGUCUCAUCACUCUCUAUAUUGAGACCAAGGCAGCAGAGUACAUUGCCAAGAUGACCACAAACCCCAUCUACCAGCACCUGGGCUAUACUUCUCUUCUGAGGGACAAAAUCACUCACCGACUCAACCGAACCCGCUCUGAGCCCAAAAAAGUGACUUUCCAACAGAAUGACAAGAUCCCCCCGCCACCACUGAGUAGACGCACUACACUCAAGGAUGGACCAGAGAAACACUGCAACUACGAGAAGAUUCACAACUUUAAGGUGCACACCUUCAGAGGGCCGCACUGGUGUGAAUACUGUGCUAACUUUAUGUGGGGUCUUAUCGCCCAGGGCGUCCGUUGUUCAGGUAACCCUCCACCAAUCACAAACUCUCCCACACAAAUAAACUGUCCAUCAGAAUUAUGGCACCAGCCAAGGAGCAUUAUUCAUAUCAAGUUACAAUCAAUAGCCGCUCAAGAUCCAGACGAUGCUGUCCUGAUAACAAUGCUCAGUUGCCUGUAGAAAUGUUUCAAUGUUAUGUGGAAACCUGAAGCUAAAUACUGAAAGUGAUACCU